AUGCGCUGCAUCUCCUCUGGGGCACAAUGUCAAUAUCUCCCUUCUCGGCGGGGCCUGAAGCGGCGGGCAGUCCAUGUUGAUCAGCCCUUGCGUACGACAGAUAGGGUGCCUACGUUUCCAGUGCCUAUUGACCUGAGCAAUCACUCUCCCAGAGCUCCUACACCAUUAACUGCAUGGGAAGCUAGGCCUAGCGAGGAAGCCGCAGGUCGUCCUGCUGCCAAUCACAUCUCAUCGCCCUCCUCUUCCCGGGAUGGCCCUAUGGCAUCUACAACUAGCCAUGUCCCGGUCAGCGCAGACGGUAUGGCCCGAGGUAUUCCGAGCCUUCCGUCAAGACAGGAUCAAGUCCCAGGCUUGACAUCAAUAUCAGUUGAGUGGCAGAAAGAACCAAGUCAUUCAUCUGUGGAAGAUGAUGAGGCAUUGGUCAAUCUGUACUACGCAAAUUUCCAUGCGGCUCAUCCGAUUCUGGUACCUCGCAGUCUGUAUACAUUGCAGGCCUACCCGGAUUAUCUCAAGCUAGUGGUCCAUUUUGUGGGUAGUCAAUUUUCCAGUACUGUCUCUAGCGAUACGCUCUUCGGUCUAGUGACGGACCAAGUCUCCAAAGCUGAAGCCGAAGAUACGCCCAUUACCAAAUUCCAUCUUGUGCAAGCGAAACUACUCUUCUCAAUCGCAAUACACGCCCGAAAUGAAAUCCAAGAGUCUACCACUGUCCUCGCACAAGCCGUAUCCUUGGCUCUGGAGAUAGGCAUGCACAAGAAGAGCUUCCCAAUUGUACAUGGUAUGCGAUCAGCUCUCGAGGAGGAGAGCAUGCGCAGGACAUGGUGGGAGCUGUACGUGACAGAUGGAUUUAUGGCGGUGUUGCAGCGAAAAUCCAGCUUCCACUGUCAUACAGCGGAUACCGACGUCCUCUUGCCGUGCGAUGAGUCCUCUUAUAUGGAAGGCUCGUUCACAAACGAACCCCAGUCGCUCGCCCAAUUCGACGCACGGAUCUAUUCCGAUGAAGAGAUCAUAUUCUCCUCAUUUAGCUACCGGAUCGGGGCGGUGCGUCUUCUAGCAAGGGUCCUCGCCAUUGCCUGGACGCAUGAUCUAGAUGAGGAUCAUGUCAAGAUAAUUGAUAGCGCCCUUGCGGCGUGGCCACACCACCUAGAUGCGACCAAGACCGACAUGUGUAAUGGCGAGGACGAGAUGCUCUUCCAGGGACACAUGUUUAUCCAGUUCUGCAUCAUGUACCUUCAUUUCCCGCGGAGUGAUCUUGUGGCAACCAUCCCCGGUGCCGGCAAGGUUAUUCGGCAGCAACAGCUGUUACCUGUAUAUGAUAGGAAGAUGCACGGUAUCAAAGCCCUGGUGGCUUCGAAGCAAAUCAUUAACCUUGCUACCUUGCAAGUUCCGGUGCAGAAACACACGCCGUUUUUCAUCUGCGGUAUUGUCUUUGCCGUCCUGGUACAGCUGUCAGCAUGUUGUUUGGCCGGCGCAUAUGGCACUCCGGACCAGUUCCACGAUCGCAUCUCACUUAUAAUAGGCAUGCUCAAGACAUUAAGUCCGAGUUGGGCGUUGGCGAAGGUUACUCUGCGGAGGGUCAAGCGCAUGGCUUUGGAGACAUUGUCCGGGGACGAUAGCCACAAGGCUGCUGCUGUGCAGCUUAUGUCGCCCAAUGAUAGCAGGAUAGACUUUGUCACGCAUAUGUAUGACCUGCCUACCGAUGAUCUUCCGUGGAUUGAUCUGUUCCGUUGGGGGGACAACAACGAGAGGACAUUAUGA
Molecule: messenger RNA, 1755 nt
Organism: Penicillium crustosum
Lineage: Eukaryota; Fungi; Ascomycota; Eurotiomycetes; Eurotiales; Aspergillaceae
Product: fungal specific transcription factor domain-containing protein
Exons: 1
Coding region: 1-1755 (584 amino acids)
Biological process (GO): DNA-templated transcription
Molecular function (GO): zinc ion binding; DNA binding
Source: RefSeq, a predicted model, not a curated record